Molecule: messenger RNA, 2430 nt
Organism: Xiphias gladius (swordfish)
Lineage: Eukaryota; Metazoa; Chordata; Actinopteri; Istiophoriformes; Xiphiidae
Gene: rngtt
Product: RNA guanylyltransferase and 5'-phosphatase
Exons: 16
Coding region: 380-2185 (601 amino acids)
Biological process (GO): 7-methylguanosine mRNA capping; protein dephosphorylation
Molecular function (GO): ATP binding; mRNA guanylyltransferase activity; mRNA 5'-triphosphate monophosphatase activity
Source: RefSeq, a predicted model, not a curated record
CGUAGGACGCAGGAAGUCGCCUGAACUACAGACAUAUACAACCAGAAGAAGAAGGUUAGCUAGUUUAGCCCAAGCUAGCUGGCUAGUGACUGUAGUGGAUUAAAGGAAAACAGACUCAGAGGAUAAAACCGGUUCUGGGAUGCUGAUCUGCCGAGGGUCGUAGUAACAUAUGUUUCGUAUACCUGCCUGUCGGCCCGUCAAAAAAAUUGACCGGGCAUAUAGUUGUUGGAUGAUACUCCGGAAUUAGUAGCUGAAGGGCCCUGAAUCCGCGGUGCUUGGGUGAACGACAACCGGGGAUUUCCGGGAUCCCAGAGAGGGAGCAACAAGCCAAAGGCUAACUAUUUACCAGCGAUUCACUGCACCGAAACUACUCCUGAACAUGUCACACACCGGACCCCCUCCUCGAUGGCGGAAUUGUCCCAGAAGAGGACAACCUGUGGCAGGCAAAUUCCUGCCGAUGAAAACGAUGCUGGGUCCCAGAUAUGAUGACCAAGUUGCAGAGGAGAACAGGUUUCACCCGAGCAUGCUGUCCAACUACUUAAAAAGUCUCAAAGUGAAAAUGGGUUUGCUCUUGGAUUUGACGAAUACUACACGCUUUUAUGACCGCCACGACAUUGAAAAAGAAGGCAUAAAAUAUGUGAAGCUUCAGUGUAAAGGCCAUGGUGAAUGCCCUUCAAAAGAGACAACCGCGAUGUUCAUCAAUUUCUGCGAACACUUCAUGGACAACAAUCCCACAGAACUGAUAGGUGUUCACUGCACGCAUGGCUUUAACCGGACAGGCUUUCUGAUAUGUGCGUACCUGGUGGAGAAGAUGGACUGGAGCGUUGAGGCAGCUGUCGCUGCUUUCGCCCAGGCCCGGGCCCCGGGGAUCUACAAGGGAGACUACCUCAAAGAGCUUUUCCGUCGCUAUGGAGACGAGGAGGAAACACCCCCUGCCCCCGCACUGCCCGAGUGGUGCUUCGACGACGACGACGGGGAAGUGGACGAUGAUGGCAACGCGGUCAGCCAGGAGUCGGGCCCCAGCUCCUCUGGGUCCGCGCCCGGCAAGCGAAAGAAGGAGAAGCUAAAACUGGGUGCAGUAUUCCUUGAAGGCAUCACGGUGAGAGGCGUCACACAGGUCACCACACAACCCAAACUAGGCGAGAUCCAAAGAAUGUGUCAGGAGAUGGCCGAGUGGGACAGGUCUGGUUUUCCCGGUGCUCAGCCUGUGUCCAUGGAUAGGCAAAAUCUUUGUUUCCUGGGACAGAAGCCAUACAAAGUCAGCUGGAAAGCUGAUGGCACACGGUACAUGAUGUUGAUCAACGGAAAAAAUGAAGUGUUCAUGAUCGACAGAGACAACACCAUCUUUCACAUAGCAAACCUAGAGUUUCCUUUCCGGAAGGAUCCACGUGUCCACUUAUCAAAUACUCUACUGGAUGGGGAGAUGAUCAUUGACAAGGUGAAUGGUCAGCCCGUCCCCCGCUAUUUGAUAUACGACAUCAUCAAAUUCAAUGGACAGCCUGUUGGCCAGUGUAAUUUCAAUACCCGACUGUUCUGCAUAGAAAAGGAGAUCAUUUCUCCCCGGAUGGAAAAGAUGAAGACUGGACAGAUUGACAAAACCAAGGAGCCCUUCAGUGUCCGGCAUAAGCAGUUCUUCGACAUUCAUGCAUCACGGAAGCUACUGGAAGGCAGCUUCAUGUCCCAGGUCAGCCACGAAGUCGACGGGCUUAUCUUCCAGCCAUGCGGGAAAUACAAGGCUGGGAAGUGUGAUGACAUCCUCAAGUGGAAGCCACCCAAUCUCAACUCCGUGGACUUUCGCCUCAAGAUCACCAAAGUUGGAGGAGAAGGGCUGAUUCCACAGACUGUCGGCUUGCUCUACGUCGGCAACUAUGACAGGCCCUUUGCAAAUAUGAAGGCCACUAAAGAGCUGAAACAGUACGACAGCAAGAUCAUCGAGUGCACCUUCGCCAACAACAGCUGGGUGUUCAUGAGGCAGAGGGUGGACAAGAGCUUCCCCAACUCCUACGAAACAGCCAUUGCUGUGUGUAAAAGCAUCCAGGAACCCGUCACAAAGGAAAUCCUGUUGGAGUAUCUGGACCGCUGUGCUCAGGGAGUCCAAGCCCAGAACCGGAAACACCCGCCAGACCCAGACUCUGAGCUAAUGCCCCCUCCCCCUCCAAAGAGACCCAACCGGGCCAUCCCAUAGCCCAUGGCCAGGCCUUCUGGACUGCUCCACAGUCACUGUGUACAUCCACAUCACCAGCCACAUCAUCCCCCCUGACAGAAAACAGACAUUUUAAGGCUUCCUUACCCUCUGCACAUUUGCUUUAUCUGCCUGUACAUGUAAGGACUUCAGAAACCUUUCACUGACUGCCUCAGCGUCAUUAAUUUACCUUGUAGACCUCUUUGUAGCUUUAAUUGGUGGUGUUCUUAUUAAAUUGAAAAACAUGA